Meleagris gallopavo (turkey) is the source of this 1962-nucleotide messenger RNA. NCBI's taxonomy places the organism in Eukaryota, Metazoa, Chordata, Aves, Galliformes, Phasianidae. The record is from RefSeq and is a predicted model, not a curated record.
UUACAGAAGGAGUUUGUGGGAUUUGCUGACUUGCUCCUCUAAAUCAGGGGAGAAAUUGCCAAAGAAUUCUGAAAACAGUCUGGAAUUACUUGCAUUUAACAACCAUGGUGAACAAUCAUGAAGAGAUUGACUAGAUCCCUGUUCCUGAUCUUCUGCAAGAGCUAGAAUUCUGCAGUUUUGAUGAUGGUCCAAACAUCCAUGAAAUUCAUUCCACUGGAAAGAUUACUUCCAGACGACUGAUUAAACUUGCUGAGGAUGCAGCAAAACCAGCAAAAGUCAACUUUGUGUUUCUUCCAUCACUUCAUUGCUAAUUGCAAGUACCUGAAGUAAAGACCUCUAACAUACUGGUGAAAGCGUGCGAAGUUUCUUUGGCCCUUCAGCACUGCAACUUUGCCUUAUCUGCAGAAGAGCCAACAAGAGGCAGGCUUUCUGCAAGUGACCUUGUCAGCAGAACUGGCCCUUAUGCUUGGAGCAGCAGAUUGCACUAAGCCCUCUGCAUAACCAGACAUCUCCAUCUGUCUUCACUUGCAGCUCCUGAGAAAAGACCGCUGCAUUAUCAGUGCUGUAGCUGCAAGCAUGACUUGACUGAGUUGCAUUCAUGGCUCUUGGAUGAUCUGGUGAACCAUGGAGCUCAAAGUAUGGGUGGAUGGAGUGCAGAGAAUUGUCUGUGGAGUCACCGAAGUCACAACAUGUCAGGAAGUUGUAAUAGCCCUUGCCCAGGCUAUUGGGCGCACCGGGCGCUACACGCUGAUCGAGAAGUGGCGGGACACCGAGCGGCACCUGGCGCCGCACGAGAACCCCAUCGUGUCGCUCAACAAGUGGGGGCAGUACGCCAGCGACGUGCAGCUCAUCCUGCGCCGCACCGGGCCCUCCCUCAGCGAGCGGCCCACCUCGGACAGCGUGGCUCGCAUCCCCGAGAGGACGUUGUACCGGCAGAGCCUGCCGCCCCUGGCCAAGCUGCGGCCCCAGACUGACAAGGCCAUGAAGAGGAGGGAGCCCAAGAGGAAGUCCCUGACCUUCACUGGCGGGGCGAAAGGGCUGAUGGAUAUCUUUGGGAAGAGUAAGGAGUCCGAGUUCAAGCAGAAGGUGCUCAACAACUGCAAAACGACAGCGGACGAGCUGAAGAAACUGAUUCACCUCCAGACGGAGAAGCUGCAGUGCAUUGAGAAGCAGCUGGAGUCCAACGAGGCUGAGAUCCGGUACUGGGAGCAGAAGUACAAUGCCAGCCUGGAGGAGGAGAUCCUCAAGCUGGAGCAGAAGAUCAAGAGAAAUGAAGUGGAGAUCGAAGAGGAGGAGUUCUGGGAGAACGAGCUGCAGAUUGAGCAGGAGAAUGAGAAGCAGCUGAAGGAGCAGCUGCAGGAGAUGAGACAGCGCAUCCUGGAGUGCGAGGGCAAGCUGAAGGACUACAUGUCCCAGAUCCACAACAUGGAGAGCGGCCUUGAGGCAGAGAAGUUGCACCGGGAGGUGCAGGAAUCCCAAGUCAACGAGGAAGAGGUCAAAGAAAAGAUCGAGAAGGUGAAAGGUGAAAUCGAUAUUCAGGGCCAGCAGAGUCUGAGGUUGGAAAACGGCAUCAAAGCUGUAGAAAGAUCUCUGGGCCAAGCUACCAAGCGGUUACAGGACAGGGAACAAGAACUAGAGCAACUGACAAAGGAGCUGCGACAGGUCAAUCUCCAACAGUUUAUCCAGCAAACAGGAACGAAGGUCACAGUGCUGCCAGCAGACCCUGUUGAGGUGGAGGCCCCACCUGUGGAGCUCGAGAGAGAGCCGACAUUUCAGUCGGGGUCAUUGAAGCGCCCUGGGUCAUCGAGGCAGCUCCCCAGUAACCUUCGGAUCCUGCAGAAUCCCCUGUCGUCUGGUUUUAACCCGGAGGGCAUUUAUGUAUGACACUAUAUACCUCUAGGAGAGGACCUAGCAAGGUACCCUGGACAAGAUACACUUUUCUUUUGUUCUGCCAAUGAUCAA